Messenger RNA from Lodderomyces elongisporus, 2253 nucleotides. RefSeq lists its product as uncharacterized. Lineage: Eukaryota; Fungi; Ascomycota; Pichiomycetes; Serinales; Debaryomycetaceae. The transcript has a single exon. The record is from RefSeq and is a predicted model, not a curated record. Gene Ontology annotation, molecular function: ferric-chelate reductase activity. The coding region runs from base 1 to 2253 and encodes 750 amino acids. Gene Ontology annotation, biological process: copper ion import; intracellular iron ion homeostasis; iron ion transport. Gene Ontology annotation, cellular component: plasma membrane.
AUGCAUUUGUCAACCUCGUUGUUUGUGAUUUUAUUCCAAAUAAUAGUGCCCAUUGUUGCUUGGAAAGAUUAUGAAAAUGAAUAUCCCUACAAAUAUUUUUAUGCUUGUCAAUAUCAAUUGAGAUUUGAAGCCACUUACUGUCCACCGACAAAUAGAACAUGUUCUUGUUUGAACCCCAAUUUUCUUGCUUCAAUUGCUGGUUGUCUUGAAGCUAAUAUUGAUGGUCAUCCAACGGAACAAAUGUUACAUGCUACUUUUGAAACUUGUGAACGUUAUAAUGUAACUCUCGCAGAUGAUUGGUAUGACACCAGCUUGAAAUAUUACCAUGAGAAUGCCAAAGCUCCUGUUGAAAUACCAAAUUUUAACAGGUCAAAGGUUAUCGAUGUACCCAUCAUUAUGAACCACACCAGGCUGAUCAUGUUUCAAACCUCGUACAAAAACUUUUACAACAAUUAUCAAAACUCGCUUUACUACGGUGCAGGAAUUUUGGCAUAUUGGGCUCUCGUUUUGGUCAUGGGUGCAGUGAUAAACUGGGGUAAAUUUUUGUUUCCUGGAACCACUAAAAAAAUGACAUAUCCCAUCGUCAACUACUGGAGAAAGUACGUGACUAUACCGGCAACUUUCCGCAAAAAGAAGGCGCAAGAUCAACAAUUUUUGAAAAUAUUUGGGUUCCUUAUCCCAUCCAGGUUUGAGUCGUUGAUUAUUGUUUUGUUCUACGGUGUCACCUUGAUAGUCAAUGCAGUUGAAAUGGAAGCUAUGGAAGAUGAUCCACUUAUGGAUUCUAAAUACAGAGCCGAGACGAGAUACGUUGGUGAUAGAACCGGUAUUACAGGUACCAUGUUUAUGCCGUUGAUUUUUUUAUUUGCAGGAAGAAACAACUUUUUGCAAUGGCUUACUAGAUGGAAUUAUAGUACAUUUAUGACCUUCCAUAGACACGUUUCAAGGGUUUGUGUUAUUUUGAUUAUCGUUCAUUCGUUUGCUUACACUGCUUUACUUGCUGAUCAAUUUGCUUCUAGAGCAGCUGAACCUUACUUUUAUUGGGGUAUUGUUGGAACUCUUGCUGGAGGGUUAAUGCUUGCGCAAGCCAUCUUGUUUCUUCGUCGCAACUGGUAUGAGAUCUUUCUUCUUGUGCAUAUUGCUCUUGCUGCAGUAUGGCUUCUUGGAUGCUGGUAUCACCUUAUCGACUUGGGUUAUAUCCAAAUGGUUGUCCCCGCUAUUGCCAUCUGGGUGGCUGAUCGUUUUGCGCGUAUCCUUCGUUUGUUCUUUUUUGGUUUCCCCAAAGCUGAUGUAUACUUAUUAGCUGAUGAGACUUUGAAGGUUGUGAUUCCCAAACCAAGCUAUUGGAAGUCGAUUCCUGGUGGCCAUGCAUUUAUUCAUUUCCUUAAACCAACAUAUUUCUGGCAAUCGCAUCCAUUUACAUUCACUGAUGGUAUUGAGGACAAGGAUAACAUUACCAUGUACUUGAAAGUUAAAGGUGGUAUUACUCACUCCUUGUACAAGAUGUUAGUUGCUGCUCCUGGUAGACAAUGUAAAGUCAGGGUUGCUGUUGAGGGUCCAUAUGACGAAGCAACGCCUGCCAAGUAUGCUGAUACUGCAGUGUUUGUUGCUGGUGGUAAUGGUAUUCCCGGUAUCUACUCAGAGAUAAUUGACAUUGCUAAACAUACAACGCAUUCUGAAAAGCAAUCUUUGAAGUUGUAUUGGGUCAUCAGAGAGUGGAGAUCGUUGUUUUGGUUCUACGAGGAAUUGGUGAAUUUGAACAAAACAAACAUCCAAACGACAAUUUAUGUGACUAGACCUGAUGUCAUCACGUGCAUUGAGGACUUUUCACAAAGGUUCACAGCAACAACCACAACAACAAAAACAACAACAAUCAAUUCUGGAUCGUUAAAGUUAGAAUCAAACACAGACGCAUCAUUUGAAGAAAAUGAGAAUGAAAAACAGGAAACCCUUGGUAAAGAUAUGGCAGUCAAGGAAGUUGUCCAUGAUGAUCUUUCAAGUGACGAGAAAUCGGAUGUUACAUUGAUCAUCAAUUCUAUUAAGAAUGAGCUUUCGCAUAUCACAUUUUUGGAGGGCAGACCAGACUUUGAGAAGAUUGUUCCUCAAGAGAUUCACGAAUCCAAUGGAUCUGUUACAUUUGUCACUUGUGGACACCCAGCAAUGGUUGAUGAGUUGAGAUAUUGUUGUGCACACAAUGUAGACAACAAGGAAAGAAAGAGGGUGGACUUUUUUGAGCAGAUCCAAGUGUGGGCAUAA